AUGCUGUCAUAUUUCAAAACCAUCUUACUUGUCGGCACGGCCGCCGUCCGUGUUCUAGCUGAACCAUACAAUACUUUCGACGGCCCUGGAUUUCCAGCCUGUCGCGAUGUCGCCGCCGUUCAUAACGUCACCAGUGUGAACGAGAUGGUAAGCAUCGUGAAGGAUGCUGCCGCUAACGGGACCCCAGUGCGAGCCUCUGGAAAGGGACACAUGUGGUUCGACACCAUGUGUCAAGACGACCCGCGCACCGUCAUUAUACGUACCGAGUAUACCAAUGGAAUUUCCGACCUUCAGCUAAAGCCGGGAGCUGAAUCCGGUUCAGUGGUCAUUGAGGCGGGUGUCACGUUCCUGCAACUCGCGGAGUGGCUGCAUGAGCGUAACGCUUCCAUGGGCUACACCCUUGUUAACUGGAAUAUCUCCAUGGCUGGUGCCAUGGCGAUGGGCGCGCAUCGGUCUUCUAUCCGUGAAGAGUCGAUGGUCGCUGCUGGUGUUCUCUCAUUGGACAUCAUCAAUGGCAACGGCGACAUUGUUACGCUCGAGAGAGACCAAAGCAAUGAUGAAUGGCUUGCCGCGUCGACAUCACUCGGUCUAUUAGGUAUCAUCGCCCGGAUGAAGUUCAAGAUUUACCCCGAUUUCAAGGUCUUCGCCAAGCAAGAUAUCUAUGACGAGGAUGAUAUCCUGAACGGAGACAUCUAUGGCAUGAUUGCGCCUUAUGCCACAGCCAACUUCUGGUGGUGGCCAUACCUCAAGAAGUUCCACCACCGCUAUUACGACGAGAUACCAUCCACCCUCAGCAAUCAGCAAGGUUUCCAAAGCACGUUCUCCCUGACCGACUUCGAGGCCGGCGUUGCCAUUCCGCUGCUCAACUCCGGCAAGUACCUCGAAACGUCUAACGAGCUCGCCGAGACGACCUUCUUUUCACUAUGGUCGGCGCCCAACUUCCACGACAAGACGACCGACGCUACCAUCCUCUUCUGGCCCGUGUACGGGUGGAACUAUGACGUGCUGAUCGGCGGCCUGUACCCGGGCACGAAGGCCGAGUGGGACUACGGCUUGCGAGGGGAGACGCUGGAGCUCGCGUUCCCCGUCACGCAGGCCAACGCCAUGCUGAGGCGCGUCCGCGAGCUGUUCGACGCGGAGUACACCGAGCGCGGCAUCACCAUGACGAGCACGUACCGUUCGGGGAUCAACAUCAAAUUCGGCAAGCCGUACUAUGAUCUCCUCGGCCAGGUCACGUACAACACGAGCGACGGCGCGGACUGGAGCAAGGGCGCGAUCAUGUUUGAUUUCCCGCAUUUCAAGCCGAGUGUUGGCGACGGGCGGCCUUACAACGAUGCCUUCUACCCGAGAUUGGCGACUGCUUUGAUCAACGAGUUCCCGUGCCGCCCGCAUUGGACGAAGAACACCCGUGAGGUGUUUGGCAAUGCGACCAAGAACAUAGACCCAGACCAUCUUGCGAGAUUCAAGGCUGUUCGCGAGAAGUUUGAUCCUAAUGGGGUUUUUAAGAGUAUUGUUGGCCAGAUCCUUGGCUUAUACGAUUAG
Truncatella angustata is the source of this 1542-nucleotide messenger RNA. Its product is annotated as FAD/FMN-containing dehydrogenase. Gene Ontology annotation, cellular component: membrane. The record is from RefSeq and is a predicted model, not a curated record. Bases 1 to 1542 code for a protein of 513 amino acids. Gene Ontology annotation, molecular function: FAD binding; D-arabinono-1,4-lactone oxidase activity. Lineage: Eukaryota; Fungi; Ascomycota; Sordariomycetes; Amphisphaeriales; Sporocadaceae. The transcript has 4 exons.